UUCUCGUUGCGUGUGCUGAGGCUGGUUCUUGUCACUCAUUCUCUGAGCAGCGUGCGAGCGCAUCGACAAAGCAGCCUAGCUAGAAGUAACCUACAAAAAAUAUUUAAAAAAAUCCAAAUUGAAGAAUUAAAAAUACAUCAGCACAUAUCCUUACAGGAAAAUACCCUUUAAAGGCAAGAAACAUCACUUAUCUAACGGUUGCAAUGCUUGAAACCAGGGAUCUCAUCUGGGGAUUGCUUCUCAUUGGCACUGCAGCCUCUCUGCAAGUGGACAUCGUUCCAGCUCAGGGGGAGAUCAGCGUGGGAGAAUCCAAAUUCUUUCUGUGCACAGUCACGGGAGAAGCCGACCUAAUCACCUGGUUCUCUCCGAGCGGAGACAAGAUUGAGACGGGCCAACGCAUCUCCGUGGUGCGCAAUGACGACCUGUCGUCCACGCUGACCGUCUACAGUGCGGACAUCGAUGACGCCGGCACCUACAAGUGUGUGGCCACCUUCGACGGCAAUGAGUCUCAGGCCACCGUCAACAUGAAGAUCUUUCAAAAACUGACCUUCAGAAACGCACCGUCCCCGCAGGAGUAUAAUGAGGGAGAUGAUGCUGUAAUAAUCUGCGAUGUUACCAGCUCGCCCCCUCCUAAUGUUAUCUGGAAGCACCGAUCCCGAGAAAUCAUCCAUAAAAAGGACGUUCGUUUCAGCGUCCUCUCCAACAACUACCUGCAGAUCCGCGGGAUCAAGAAGUCCGACGAGGGCACUUACAGGUGCGAGGGCAGGAUCCUGGCUCGCGGAGAGAUCAGCUUCAAGGACAUCCAGAUCAUUGUUAACGUCCCCCCGGCCAUCCGAACCAGACAGACUGAACUGAACGCUACUUCUGAUAUCGGUCAAUCUGUGACUCUGGUCUGCGAUGCAGACGGAUUCCCAGAACCUGCUGUGUCUUGGGCCAGGGUGAAGAAUGUUCUUGAAGAAUCUGACAAGUACAGCUUUAUGGAAGACGGCUCCCAGAUGACAAUCCUGAAUGUUAAGAAGGAGGAUCAGGGAGAGUACACCUGCAUAGCAAAGAACAAAGCUGGGGAGACGGAGCAGGAGUUCAGCCUGAACGUCUUUGUGAAACCGAAAAUCACCUACGUAGAAAACAAGACUGCUUUGGAGCUUGAGGAGCAGAUCACACUGACCUGCGAAGCCAUUGGGGACCCCACCCCCUCUAUCGUGUGGAGUUCUGCCAGCAGAAUCUUCACAGAAGGAGAGCAGUAUACCUCAAACAGGAUUUAUCAGGCUUCGUGGACUCGACCCGAGAAAUACGAGAGUCUGGAUGGUAAUGUGGUAGUGCGCAGUGAUGGCAGAGUCUCCUCCCUGACGCUGAAGGAUAUCCAGUACACUGAUGCUGGCCAGUACGUCUGCACUGCCAGGAGCUCCAUUGGACAAGACUCACAGUCUAUGUUCCUUGAAGUGCACUAUGCUCCCAAGCUGCAGGGCUCAGUCACAGUCUACACCUGGGAGGGAAACCCUGCCAACAUCACCUGUGAGGUCUUUGCCCACCCUGGGGCCUCCAUUGUCUGGUUCAGGGACGGACAGCAGCUGCCAAACGCCAACACCACCAACAUCAAGAUUUACCCCACCCCCACCGCCAGCUUCCUCGAGAUCACGCCAGAUUCUCAGAGCGACUUUGGCAACUACAACUGCACAGCUACGAACCGCAUCGGACAGGAAUCCAAGGAGUUUAUACUUAUUCAAGCAGAGGUCCCGUCGAGCCCAUUGAUCAAUGAGGUGAGUCCCUACUCCAGCACAGCCAGAGUUGAAUUUGAGGAGCCUGAUUCCAGUGGUGGAGUGCCUGUCCUCAAGUACAAAGCAGAGUGGAGAAUCGUGGGGACCAGCGAGUGGAUGAGGAACGAAUUUGACGCCAGAAAUGUGUAUACAGAGAACCUGAUCACCAUCACCGGUCUGAGACCCGACAGCAGAUACGAGUUGAGAAUGUCUGCAAUCAAUGGCAAGGGGCAGGGAGAAAGCAGCGAAUCCACUGUCUUCAAGACUGAGCCAGUCCACCUCCUUUACACACAGUACAAGCUUCUUACUGUCCUGCUGUUGUCCUACGCACCUGUCUCCAAGUCUCCGCUGGUAGAGGAAAUCGAUUUCUCUCUUAUGAACUAUAAUCCCCGUCAAGCAAAUCAAUUUACAAAGGAAUUCAAAGCCCACCAGCUGAAGUCUGCUUUCAUGAAAGGAGACCGCAUCUCUUUCUUUGGUGCCCGCCGGCUAUUUUCAGCAAACGAAGAACAUGAGAAUGCCCAGGGGGGUGCACUUGUAGAAUCUGAAGAAGACACUCAAGGUGAUGAGCAGCAGAGUUCAUCAAACUUGCUGGAAGAAGACAAAGAAGACCUGGAACAGGCUGUAGUAACCUACGUAGAAGAGCUUUCAUCAGGAGCUGAUGAUAUCCCUGUAGAGCCAACCGAAGGAGACGAAGCUGAAGUGUCAAGCAUUCCCUUGAUCCCAACAGCUCCUGUGGACGUGGUUGUGGCCACAGAUCUACCCACUGAACCUACUGAGGGUGAAACUGAGUCUGCUGAAUCUGAGGAAGAACUUUUACAUCCAUCUGCUGCAGGAGAUCCACAGGGUGAGGCCUUCUCAGCUGCUGAAUCUCUGGUGUUGCUUCAUACUGAGCAAACUGCAGAUGAAUUAACAACAGCAGAAGCUGAUGUCCUACCCGUGGUGGUAACAGAUGAGGGAACACAUGUGCAGGAAGUAACAACAGUACAAAUUAUACAAAAGGAAAUGGAUGCCACAGAAGAAGCGACUGUGGAAACAACGGGAUCAGAAGGUGCAAUCGAGGGGACAGCUAUCCUUAUGCAGCUUGAUCACGUGCCAGAGUCCACUGAACCUGGCCGUGGUGCAGGACCACUCACGGAAAGGCCUCCAGCUACUGAAGAAAGUCCAACCGAAAAGCCAGGAGUGGUUCAAAUGGGUGGAUUAGGAACAGUUCCAUCAGAGGUGGUGUCAGAGCUGGCCACCGGAGCACCUGUGGAGUCUCCUGCUGAACACCCAACCGGAAUGCCUGUUAACCUGGUCCUGGAAGAGUAUACUGUCGGCACUGCGUUACCCACAGUGGAAACGGAUGGCAUAGUGCCUGUAGUGUACAUUACAGAAGUUACAGAAGAUCCAGUUGGGGGCCAAGUGGAAAAAAUAUCUAUGGAAGCGGCUGCCGGAGAGAUAGAGAGUAUCACAGCAGCUCAAGAGGAGCAAAGUUUACAAGCAACCAAAGCCCUCGCAUCUCAAGAGCUUAUUACCGGAGUAACGGUGAGCACCACCCAGCUAAUUCUAGAAGAAACAGGGGCAAACGUAUUCAAGUUUAUAAUGACUGCCGAGCCCACAGACUCAGUGUCUGGGAAUCCACCUGAAACCACAGUGGCAAGCGUAUUCACAACACAGUCUGCAACUCCAGUCUCUGGAGACCCAGUCGAGGACACUGCAACUCCUGUCUCUGUGACCUCUGAAAUGUUAUACACCAGCUCAGUGUAUCUAGAAUCCACCCUCUCUGCAACUGAUGCAUUCACUGAGAUACUUACGACAGAUGUUGUGACCACAGCUUCCUCUGCUCCGAGUAGCACAGACAGGGAACCCAGUCCUCCUAAACUGGAAGGGAAGCCGUAUGAGUCUGGAAACACUCUGAAAGUGAACUGGAUCAAGCAGGAUGAUGGCGGCUCUCCCAUCAGACAUUACCUAGUCCGGUACAGAGCUAAACAAAUGGACGACUGGAAACCAGAGAUCAGACUGCCAGCCGACAGCGAGUACGCCAUUCUCGGAGGUCUGGAGUGGAACACAGAGUAUGAGAUUUACGUGGUGGCGGAGAACCAGCAAGGAAAAUCAAAACCAAGCACCUUAUUUUUCAGGACCGUUCCAGAACCCACCUCCAUGCCAGACGAAAUGGCAUCCGGUUCCGGCCUGGGCACGGGUGCCAUCGUGGGGAUCCUCAUCAUCGUCUUCAUCAUCCUGUUGGUGGUCGUUGACGUCACCUGCUACUUCCUCAACAAGUGCGGCCUUCUCAUGUGCAUCGCUGUCAACGUCUGUGGCAAGCCAGGCCCGGGAGCCAAGGGCAAGGACAUGGAGGAGGGGAAAGCUGCUUUCUCCAAAGACGAAUCGAAGGAGCCCAUUGUGGAGGUGCGGACCGAGGAUGAACACACACCAAAUCAUGAUGGGGGAAACCUGACCGAACCCAACGAGACCACCCCGCUGACUGAGCCAGAGCACCCUGCCGACACCACAGCUACUGUUGAGGACAUGAUCCCUUCUGUGGCCACUAACUCCGACACCAUCACUGAAACCUUUGCCACUGCCCAGAACAGCCCUUCCAGUGAGACCACCACUCUCACCUCCAGUAUAACUGCCCCUGCCUCCACCCCCGUCCAGCAGGCUAGCACACCCAAAGCCGGAGUCACCUCUCCAACCUCUCCCGCACCUGCUUCCACUGAAGCUGCAUCCAAGGUUGCCCCGCUGGUGGACCUCAGCGAUGCCCCAGCUGCCAACAGCCCAGCAGCUCCUAGUCCAAAUCCCACCAAUGCUCCUAAAGCCCCAACCGCCACCAAGACUCAAGCUCCCACGGCCCCUCCAGAGGCAGUCUCCAUCCCCACUCCCACGGCCGAGCCCCCGAAACCAAAAACUGAAGCCGUCAAGAGCCCCGAAAACGAAGCGGCGCAGCCCAACGCGGUGAAGAGCCCAACCGAGGCAGCCAAGAACCCCACCAGCCCGAAAAACCCAUCUGCCCCCGACAGCAACGCGAAGCCCUCCCAGAACGAAGACUUUCGAGUGGACCUUGACCUCGCAAAGGAUGUUUUCGCUGUCUGGGGAAACGAUCCUCCUCCUGCUGUCAAUCAGGCUGCUGUGCCGGCCCCGGCCGCUGCAGACUCCACUAAGCCAUCCACUCCAGCCAAGGACGAGAAGGUCCUAGUAGAGGAAAAAACUAACCCGGAGGAGGCCGAGAUCAAGAAGCCUGUGGCCGAAGUGAAAACAGUCCCCAAUGAAGCCACCCAAACAAACGGCAACGAGAGCAAAGCAUGAACCAACGUCGGGAGAGAAAACUGUACGAACGAAGACACGUAGAAUUACACACGAGCAUCAUCAUCAUCAUCAUAAUAAUCAAAACAAGGGGUUUUCUUCAGUGUCUUUAUUAUUAUUUCUCAGACAAACAAAAAAGAAACCCGUUCUCCUGUUUGUAGAUUUGUAGAAGGGAAAUCCAGUCGUGUGCACUUGCAAUUGUGUGUGUUUAUUUGUUUUAUAAAAAAAAUUAAAAAAAGUGAAACUCUCUCUUCAACUUCAACUGGCAUGCCGAUUGCAAGUCAGGCUGCAGACAUUUCUUUUUGUUUUGUUUUGUUUAUUUGAGACUGCUUGUUAUGAGAGGCACUGCAUUGCUAGGAUUGCAAGGGAUACUGGAGAUCUGCCCCACUGUCAGUUUAAUUGAGUAAACACAGCUUUAGAAAGAGGAACAUUGUGUGCUUAUACCAUUCCUAUACCUGGGCUUUCAUCCAGAUACUCACUGUUUGUUUGCUCUUAUUAAAAUGAAGGAUUGAAUGAAAAUUUGGCUUUGGAUAUAUAUAUAUAUAUAUAUAUAGUUCCAAUUCGCAGUCUCGUUUUUUGCCAAUUUACAUUUUUCUGUGUUUAUGUGUUUACAGGGCACGAUUGUUUUUCAUUUUUUUAAACAAACAAAAAAGAAAAGUUUAAAUGUAAAAGUAACUGCCUUUUUAUUUUAUUUUUGUAUUAUUUUCUGGGACUUUUUAGAUUAUUAGACCAUAGGUUAGCAUGCUUACAGUUUUUUUUUUCAAUUUUCCCCAUUUAUGAACACCAUGCUUGCUGUUUUACCAUAUAUAUAUGUACACAUACACACACAGGAUGAUUAGAAAGUGCGUUUACCACAUCAAUGAUAUGGAGCGUUGAGAUGGUAAACAUACUUUCUACCCUGUGUGUCUAUGUAUGUGUGUCUUUAUAUAUAUCUAUGAAAUCAUUUCUUUUGACACAACUUAAAAAACCACACCGGUUAGCUCUACAUAAAUACAUAGAGAAACGUUUCAUACACUUCAUUUGUAUUGCUGUUGCUCUCCUUUUAAUUUCUCAAAGGCGCCUCGUCUCACUGAAAAUGGGGGUUGUAUAGACCGGGCUGGUCCACACAAGGAACUUAUCAUAGAACCCAAGCAUUGGCUUUUACAGGUGGGCCACAGCUGCUUAACUACAGCAGACUUUGACAGUUAAACAUUAAACAAAAUGGAGUAAAGGUGGGUAUAUCCACUUUAUGUCCAGCAGAGCGGCGCUGUAGCACACUAGUAUUUAUACAGUACAAUCUUCAAGGUAUUGAGUCUGUAAAGCUGUAGCAGUCAACAUACGGCAGCAAAAUAAACCUGAAAUAUCCCGACUUUGCCAUUAGAAAUAUGGUAGACGUUUCAGUGCGACUAAAGAAGCCAUGGGAAGGUGGAUGAAUGCCUUCCUCUUGCAGUGGGAGAGACUAUCCCCCUUUUAAGCCUCUUUUAGAUUUAUUUAUUAAGGGAACAAUAACACAUGUGCAGUAAGUGUAAGGGUCCUGAGAGAGUUUGGGAUCUGUUGUUCUAUCAUCAAUUACACCUUAAAAUGGCAACCAAAUGUUUUUUAAGUCUGUUUUUACAUAUAAAAUGCAAUGCUGCAAGGCGACAUUAUUAAAACCGUGACGUUCUGGUAUAGAUUCUGGGGGUUCAAAGAUAAGAUCAGCGACCAGCCCUUUUUUUUUUUUUUUUUUGUACAGUAUAUUUCUGAGAUUUUCUUUCAUUCUUUUAAAACUGCUUAUGCACUGUGAAUGUGUGAAUAUCCUAGUGUGAAUAAAAUGUGUUCUUUGUCCUAGUAUUUGAAAAAAUACAGCAUAGUUUGGUUGUGAAAGGUUUAGCGGAUAGUACAGAAAAUUAAAAAAAAAGAAAAUUUUUCGAUAACAUUACGGGGAAACAAACAACAAAAAAAAAUCGCCUUCAAAAUGUUUUGGUUACGGCAUGCACUUCACUUUCUUUGUGUUUGCCUGGUAAUGCAGAGACUCAACGGUGAAAGACGGCUGCCUGGUGCCCUGGUCCAUUAAUUUUACUGUGGGGCCUUCUCUAUUUCGUGUGCGUGUGUGUGUGCAGUCUAGGUAACAAUAACUGAUGGUGUCGCUAGUUUGUAAGUUCAAACUGAAAAUGCUGGUCUUGUCAUUUUGCUUAAUGUGUUUUUGCAUACGCUAGGCUCUGGGGGUGAAAAUGGAGGUAAACCGUUACAUGUACAUUUUCUGUGAGGGGCUUGGUACUUGUGUAAAAUGUCUCAAUUCAAUUCGGAAGUGAAUUUCAGGUCCCCAGCUUGCGUGUAUAUAUACACUCUGCUGGACCUCAAGCUACUGGAGAUUUUAAACUAGGUUGGACCACUAGCUUUGUGAUACUCCCAUCACAGCCCUUUUCACAGAGGCUGGCACAAUGGGAGAUGACGAGAGCCACCCUGGACAGUAGAAUGUGUCUCCUCCUAUUGCUGUGAAAUAGAUUGGCGGUUUAGUUCAGUCCUGUGCUUGAGAAGUAGACACAGUCUGGAAAAGACUAGAAAAGCUAAAUGGUUGUUGUUUUUCAUUAUUGUUGUUUUUACAAAGCCAGCAUCAAGCCCCAAACUGAAGUAUGUUUCUGUAGUCUGGACAGCAUGUUCUGACGUGAUUUGUUUUGUCCGCACAGACGUUCAUGCACCAUUGUGCCGAAUCUCUCGUGGUUCUAUCAUUCCAUUAGUUUUCUAUUGCCACGGAAGAUGGUUAUCUGUGUUUAACUGCCAUCAAUGUGGGACCAAGUUUAUUGUGAUUUGACACAGGCCUUCGAACCAAUGUAUUGUGCCAUGAAGCGAUUUGUUAGGAACAAGAUCAAAGUGAAAUGCUCCUGAUUUAUAAGCCAAAUGCUAUCCUAAGAAACGGAAUGGCUGUUGUUGUCCUUGUUGUUUUAGAAAAUCCGAAGACACUAGUCCCUUUUUAAGGACCUUGUCAAGUUACCCAGAAACCUCCAUUCUCACCCCUACCCAACAUUCCCUGCUUUUGGGGCCUUCUUUCUUGAAUACAACUUUUUACUGCGUGAAGCAUUGGUGCCACCUUUCUGUCCACUGCCCCUGGUGUAAAUACUGAGUACUAACCAAGACAUUUUGACUUUGCAUUCUGUCAGAAUACUUGUGUUCAAUAAAAGUUACAAAAUAAAAACA
Acipenser ruthenus (sterlet) is the source of this 8186-nucleotide messenger RNA. Its product is annotated as neural cell adhesion molecule 1-like. The coding region runs from base 204 to 5036 and encodes 1610 amino acids. Gene Ontology annotation, biological process: dendrite self-avoidance; axon guidance; homophilic cell-cell adhesion. NCBI's taxonomy places the organism in Eukaryota, Metazoa, Chordata, Actinopteri, Acipenseriformes, Acipenseridae. The record is from RefSeq and is a predicted model, not a curated record. Gene Ontology annotation, cellular component: axon; plasma membrane. The transcript is spliced from 25 exons. Gene Ontology annotation, molecular function: cell-cell adhesion mediator activity.